CUGUCACAUACGGUAUAGACAUUUGUUUAAAGAAAAGGAGAUUUAUACUAGAGUCGGUGUCCUACAGCACUUAGUAGUAUGCGAUGGCGGCAGCCGCAACCGCAGCCAUGGCCACAGUAACCAGUCCGCUCUGUCCGUGGGUCAGCAGGGGCGGGGCGGCCGCCGAGCUAGACGAGGACGAGGAUGAGGACGAUGAGGACUUGGAGCCCCCGCUAUGCGACUCCUUGCCAGACGACGAUGCCUUACUGGUCGGCGCAGCCGAGCUGCUCGUGCGCGACGAGGACUGCGCCGAAACACAUGCCGCAACAGCCAAGCCCACGAGUGCAGUCGAGCAAAUCUUCAUUCUUGGGGUUUGCGGGAGAAAUCCAGGGGAAUAUUGGACACGGGCUUAUUAAGUUCAAGAAAGUGGUGGG
Messenger RNA from Linderina pennispora, 413 nucleotides. RefSeq lists its product as uncharacterized. The transcript has a single exon. The record is from RefSeq and is a predicted model, not a curated record. Lineage: Eukaryota; Fungi; Kickxellomycota; Kickxellomycetes; Kickxellales; Kickxellaceae. Bases 84 to 395 code for a protein of 103 amino acids.